Molecule: messenger RNA, 1534 nt
Organism: Closterium sp. NIES-67
Lineage: Eukaryota; Viridiplantae; Streptophyta; Zygnematophyceae; Desmidiales; Closteriaceae
Source: the annotation of a GenBank genome assembly
AACCGCACUGAAGUGAACUCUGAUGACAAUUGCUUUUCUCGGAGUGGCCAUAGAUACGCCACAGCCUCACCAGAAACCUGGAGUUAGCAUAGUAGACACCGCUCGACCAGUGUCAGACCGCCGUUAUGUCGUAAAGCCCAAGGUCGGCACACCAGCUCACCGCUCGCUAUAUCGCGCGCCUCGUUCGCUCCAUAGUCGCGCGUGCAUCCCGCCACCAUGGCGGCGCUCCCCUCCUCGUCGUACCUCGUCGCCGGCCUGCUCGGCCGCCCGGGCGCCGCCAAGACCAUGGCGCGCACGGACGCCGCGCCCGCCGAUGGCCCCGCUGCGGGCGGUAGCGUGGGGCCCGGCGGCGGCGGGGAGUGGUACUUCAGCCGCGAGCACAUCGAGAAGCACUCGCCGUCGCGCGCCGACGGCAUCGACCUGCGGCGCGAGACGUACUUGCGGCGCUCCUACUGCACGUUCCUGCAGGACCUUGGCAUGCGCCUCCGCGUUCCGCAGAUCACGAUAGCCACAGCCAUCGUCUUCUGCCAUCGCUUCUUCAUGCGCCAGUCGCACGCCAAGAACGACCGCUACGCGAUAGCGACGGUGUGCAUGUUCCUGGCGGGUAAGGUGGAGGAGACCCCACGCGCGCUGCGGGAGGUGGUGCAGAAGAGCUUCGACGCGCAGGCCAGGAAGGACCCCACCGCCGCCGCCAAGCUGCCGCACAAGGAGGAGCAGCAGAAGGAGGUGAUUGUGGUGGGCGAGGGGCUGGUGCUGGCCACUCUGGGGUUCGACCUGAACGUGGCGCACGCGUACAAGCCGCUGGUGGCCGCCAUCAAGCGCUUCAAGGUGGCGCAGCAGGCGCUGGCGCAGGUGGCCUGGAACUUCGAAGUGAAGAAGCUGAAGGCACAGCUGGGAAAAGCAGAAAUCCGAGAAGAUCCUGCUAAGGCCAUGAUGGCGUGGGAAGGUGAUGAGGAGGAAGCAGAGUACGAGGAGGAUCCCGAGUCAGAGUAUGCAUUCGUGGCGAUGCUGCCGCGAGUCAGAGAUGACUUAGGACUGAGGAGCGGAGGUGCUGACGGCAGGAAGGAACAGAAGACGGUGAUGCAAGGUAGGAGGAAAGGAGAAACAGCAGAGGAGAAGGGAGAACGUGCUAAGCGCCAUUCGGAAGACAGAUUGGUGUGUCCCACGGCCGCGCUGCUGGCAGAAUCCGGGACCAUUGCCGUGCAAGGGAUGAAGGUAGAGAAUGCCAUCAUUGAUACCGGAGCCCAGAGUGUACUAAUGGGGAGGAAGUUAGCCGAGCGGCUGAGACAACAAGGGAAGCUGGAAACAGUGAGCAAGGGGAUGCUUAUCAUGACGGCGGAAGGAGGGCUACCCAAGUGGAUGCCGAGUACGAAGGAGCCGGUUGAGAUAGCGCUGCUGCCAGGGCAGAAAGAGGAGACAAAGAUCCGGGUACAGUGCGGGCUGUCUGAAUCAGACGACUACGAUUUGCUGGUUGGAAUGGAGCUAAUCUACAAGAUAGGGGCACAGAUCUAAGUUGGUACCUUACGUGACUUUA